Molecule: messenger RNA, 2616 nt
Organism: Callorhinchus milii (elephant shark)
Lineage: Eukaryota; Metazoa; Chordata; Chondrichthyes; Chimaeriformes; Callorhinchidae
Gene: pgm1
Product: phosphoglucomutase 1
Biological process (GO): carbohydrate metabolic process
Cellular component (GO): cytosol
Molecular function (GO): phosphoglucomutase activity; magnesium ion binding
Source: RefSeq, a predicted model, not a curated record
UCCCCAGCCUCUGCCUCCCCCCACCCCCAGCCGCCAUGUCGCGGAUCGAGCGGGUACAGACCAGCCCGUACCAGGACCAGAAGCCGGGGACGAGCGGCCUGAGGAAGCGGACGGUCGUGUUCGAGACACAGCCGCGGUACACACACAACUUCAUCCAGAGCAUCCUGGCGGCGGCGGCGGCGGAGCCCGACAAGGAGCCGGACAGCACGCUGGUGGUGGGCGGCGACGGCCGCUACUACAACACCGAGGCCAUCGGCAUCAUCGUGAGCAUGGCGGCCGCCUACGGGAUUGGACGCUUGGUGAUUGGCCAGAACGGGAUUGUGUCCACGCCCGCCGUUUCCUGCCUGAUCAGGAAAAUCAACGCAAUCGGAGGCAUCAUCCUGACCGCCAGCCACAACCCUGGUGGGACUGAGGGAGAUGUGGGCAUCAAGUUCAACACUGCCAACGGAGGUCCUGCCUCCGAGUUGGUCACAGAUAAGAUCUUCCAGAUCAGCAAAACUAUUGAAGAGUACGCUAUCUGUCCUGACCUGAAAGUGGAUCUCAGCAAGAUCGGCAAGCAGGAGUUCGACCUGGAGAACAAGUUCAAGCCCUUUACAGUGGAGAUCGUGGACUCGGUGGAAGCUUAUGCCAGCAUGCUCCGUGGGAUCUUUGACUUCACCGCCCUGAAGGAGCUGUUUUCUGGGACAAACAGUCUGAAGAUCAGGCUUGACGCUUUACACGGAGUGAUGGGGCCAUACGUCAAGAGGAUAUUGUGUGAGGAGCUGGGGGCUCCAGCCAACUCCGCCGUCAACUGUGUGCCGCUGGAGGACUGGGGCCAUCACCCUGACCCCAACCUGACCUACGCCGCAGACCUGGUAGCCGCCAUGAAGUCCGGCGAUUAUGACUUUGGAGCCGCCUUUGACGGUGACGGAGACCGCAACAUGAUCCUGGGGAAGCACGGCUUCUUUGUUAACCCCUCGGAUUCCGUGGCUGUGAUCGCCGCCAACAUCUUCAGCAUCCCCUACUUCAAACAGACCGGGGUCCGCGGCUUUGCCCGCAGCAUGCCCACCAGCGGGGCGCUCGAUCGGGUGGCGAAGGCCACACAGAUCGCGCUGUACGAGACGCCCACCGGCUGGAAGUUCUUUGGCAAUCUGAUGGAUGCGAACAAGUUAUCACUGUGUGGAGAGGAGAGCUUUGGCACGGGCUCUGAUCAUAUCCGUGAGAAGGACGGGCUGUGGGCGGUGCUGGCGUGGCUGUCAAUCAUUGCCACGCGCAAGAUGAGCGUGGAGGACAUCAUGAAGGAACACUGGCAGAAAUAUGGCCGCAAUUUCUUCACCAGAUAUGACUAUGAGGAGGUGGAUGGGGAAGCAGCAGGGAAGAUGAUGAAAGACCUGGAGGCUCUCAUCACGGACCGGAAAUAUGUUGGCCACAAGUUCAAGCUCUGCAAAGACGAGUACGUUGUGGAGAAAGCUGACAACUUUGAGUACAGCGACCCCAUAGAUGGCAGCAUCUCCAGGAACCAGGGGCUGAGGAUCGUGUUCACUGAUGGGUCGCGCCUGAUCUUCCGACUGAGCGGCACUGGCAGCGCGGGAGCCACCGUCCGCAUCUACAUCGACAGCUACACUAACGACAAGGGCAAGAUCUUCAAGGACGCCCAGGAGAUGCUGGCCCCCCUGGUGAAGAUUGCCAUGAGCGUGUCUCAGAUCCAGGAGAGGACAGGACGCACGGCCCCCACUGUCAUCACAUAGAGCUGGGCCCGAACCUCAGGCAGUCUCACGCCCUCAGUGUGUGCAGCAGAAACCCGCUGCAGGAAACUCAAUACAAUAUGAAGUUAAUUUAAGGUGUUGCUUCCCGCUCCACGUUCUGUUUCCCUGAGCAGUGGUCAGGCAUUCAGAGAGAGGGAGAGAGCCUGGACUGUAACAAAUUACAAAUUAAUGUACAAAUAAUUUAAGUCUAAAGUGAAAUGCUAUAUCGUCUGUCUCUAGGUACUUUGCCUCUCUCACUCUCCGGACCCCCCCCCACCACCCCAUUGCUGUCCCAGUGCCUUGGGACGUUCUCCUGACGUGUAGGCGCAUUUAUUGUACAAUGUAUUGUUGUGCCAGUGAAAUCUUGUGUCUCAGUACUUGUGCUCCAAAAGUUCUUUAAGGCAAAAUAUUUUAGGUAAUGCAAAUGAGCCAUUGCUUUGCCAGUGAGGCUGCUGUGUCUCUGCACCCCCCAACCCUCCCCCCCCCCCCCCCCCCCGGACUGGAUUCACCCCUCAAUUGGGAGGAGGUGCUAACAGACAGGAGAUGCUAUUAUCAAGUCGCUGAAUGAUUGUGUCUUUUCCCCCUUCGCCCACCCGGUAAGGACUCUGUCCAGAAGUUGAAGUGACUUUUUUUCUUUUCAAAGUGCCUACACCAAGGUGAGUGCUUUAUGACUGGAUGCACUUUUCUUUGACGCCCCAUUGAGCUUCCACUGUUAACGGUACUGCUCAUGAUCUGAUCUCAGUCAGAGAGACAGUAUCCGGGGCUCAAUCAGUCCCCAGGGGGUCAGUCCCAGGGUCUAACCUCAGGUCUCAGUCCUCACUUACCUCCGUCCAGAUGAUUUUGUCGAUUUAAAAACGUGUCUCUGUGACUUUAAAUAAAGCAUUGCACGCGA